UUGACAUCUGCACACUUGGUUUGUGGAUGGGAAACAGAAAAAAAAUUCUGCAUAUAUUUCUGAAAAACAGAUGGGUUGGCUUCAUUGCCUUCUGGCCUCAAAGGGGUCACAUCCUUUCUUGGCCCAUGUGAGUGAACGAGCACUGCAUUGCAGCUGAGGUGGGGGGCAGCAGACAUGGGCUACUGCUGAAGUGUUGUUUUCUAGAUUCCAGUUCCUCCUCUAGAUCACCGACAGGUGUUUUUUAUUCUGUCCCUUUAAUCCAUCUCCUAUUGCAAACAUUCCCCGAAUUUAAUAACUUAGCUGGAAGACAAUUGCUGUGAUCUUGACAGAACAUGCUGAGUCAAUCUAUUUUAACUGCAGAUUUGGUUUGCAGAUAAUGUCUCCUUGCCGAUAAGGUUCAGGUGUCAUCUUUGUGGACAUUGGCAGGGAUUUGCUUGACCGUGACAGCUUUUACGGAGUCUGGCAAUUAAGUUGUCAAGUUGCAUUUUCCUCUGACAGGCAGCAUUAAUUGAUGAUAGACUUGGCUUCAAUAAGCACUGAGAAAGAUGGAUAUGGUGAUCAGGAUGAAUAGAGAGCCUUGUACUUGAGAGCUGUGUUGGUCCAAAGCUCUGGAGUCCUUGACACUUGGUGUUGUUGAGAUAAGGGACAGGGCAGGAGAUAUCUAGGCUGAAUUUCGGGGAAGUAACGAAAGCAAGAUAUAUGAAUAGAGACCUCUGUAACAUCACUAGGCAUCAACAUAGCUGGAAAUGUUGGUAUCUGGGGAGACUUUAACUUUGUAGAUGCACACUGCAAACUACUAAUGUUAGCAGAGCUCCUGGAUAUGAGGACCAAACAGAAUUUUUGAUUAAGUAAUCCCCCAAAUCAUGUUAUUGUGGAUUUGCUUUUCAAGUGAGAAGGGUGUUGAUGUCCUCCUCUUAGAAAAAUAAUACUGGGAUGAUUCAACCUGAGCUCACUCUGUUUAAAUCAUGCCAAAAAUAGAUCUGUAAAUAAGGAUUUUUACUACUGAGUACAGAAUAUGAAAGAUUAAAACUUAAAAACUUGGAAAAUCUAGGAUCCCAACUGAGGAGACUUGUUUUGAGACCAAUCUAUAGAAUUGACAAAAAUCUGCUUAAAUAAAGGAGAAAAACAUGUUCAGGACUGAUCUAAGCUGUGUUACUUUAAUGCUGGGCAAACCUUCAGUUGAAGCUUGAAGAAAACAAGACAUGAAGUGUAAAGGAAUGAUUAAUGUACACUAUGAAUGUGCCGGAAGGUAAUCGUGUAUGGGCUAAUAUCAAUCUUUACAAAGUUGGCUGACUUCCUAGAUAAAGGAAGUACAGUAGAUCUAGUCUAUCCAGACAGCAAAAGCGUUUGACCUGUUACCCUGUGGGAUGGUGUCAUUUAGGCUUGGCGAGGUGGGUCAGGAACGGGCAACGGGGGAGGUGGUAGUGUGUGAACAGAGGGUACCACAGGAGUUAUCAGUGAACAGCCAAAAAGAUGGAUUUGGGACCAAACUUCAUGGUUUUGUUCCUUGCCUUAAUACAGAGAAAGUUGGUACAUGGAGUAGAUCUCUGCUGAGUUUUUUUUUAAAGGCAGAAGAACAGGAUUUCUCCCAGAGAGAAUGGGGUAACCUUCUGGGCUGCAAGUGCCUGGGCUCAAACUGACAUGGAAUGUAGCGAUGAAGAGUGCAAAAUCAUGCUCCAAGGUGAAAUAAUGAGAGUUUUGGCUACCAGCUAGGAGCUUGGUCGAAAACUACAGCGGAGGAGAAAAACCUAAUUGCAUUUAUUCAGUCGUAGGGUAAAUGAGAGCCUUCAAUGUGCUGGGGCAGAUCCGGGAGUGGAGGGGCCCUGGCAUGCUCUCCACUUGCUGGCUCCCCUCAAGCCACACAAAAGGCCCCUUCCUGGCAUACGUGCCCACGUCAAUCAUUAGCUAGAAAUCCAGAGCUGGGUAAAUACAUUUUGGUUUCCCAUGCUGAUGACAGAUUGGGUGUUACAUCAUAAGGUGGGACCAUUUGAUAUGACAGUUCGCUAUAUAUUCCCACUCCUACCUGUGCCCUUCCUCUCCCACACCGAGAGCGAGUGGGCUGUAGUGGCACUGCUGCUGUCUGCCAUGAAGACCACCGGGCUCUUUGUGAGAGCGGCUGUAGCCCUCUGCUGCUUCUUAGAUAUUACCUUUGGAAUUGAGGUUGACUGCAGCCAGUAUUCCAGCAGCAUCAGCAAGGAUGGGACCCUCUGGGUGGCCUGCCCAAGGAACCUGCAGCCAGUCUGCGGCACCGAUGGCUCCACGUACAGCAACGAGUGUGGGAUCUGCCUCCACAACAGGGAGCACAGGACAAACAUUGAGAAGGACUAUGAUGGAGAGUGCAGGCCAGAUCAUGUUACGAUUGAUUGCGCCAAAUACAGACAAACUGCAAAAGGUGGUAGUGUCCUGGUAGCCUGCCCAAGGAUUCUGCAACCAGUCUGUGGCUCAGAUAGCUUCACUUAUGACAACGAAUGUGGGAUUUGCGCCUAUAACGCAGAACAUCACACCAACAUUACCAAAAUGCAUGAUGGAGAAUGCAAGCUGGAUAUUGUCUCAAUUGACUGCGGUAAAUACCCAUCAACAGUCGCUGAAGAUGGCAGAAAAUUAAUAGCCUGUCCAAGGAUCCUGAAUCCGGUUUGUGGCACAGAUGGCUUCACGUAUGAUAACGAGUGCGGGAUCUGCGCCCACAACGUAGAGCAGAGGACCCAUGUCAGCAAGAAGCACAACGGAAAAUGCAAGCAGGAGGUUCCUGAUAUUGACUGCAGUCAAUACCCAGCAAGAACAUUUAAUGGUGGUAAACGUAUGGUACGCUGCCCACGGAUCCUGCUCCCAGUCUGUGGCACAGACGGAUUUACUUAUGACAACGAGUGUGGCAUCUGUGCCCAUAACGUACAAUAUGGGACUGACGUUAGGAAAAACCACGAUGGACGAUGCAAGGAGAAGAGCGUUCCACUUGAUUGCUCUGCAUACCUGAGAGAUACCCCAAGCGGCGAAGCCAUUGCAGCCUGCCCCUUCGUCCUGCAGGAGGUCUGUGGGACCGAUGGUGUCACCUACAGCAACGACUGCGCGCUGUGUGCCCACAACAUUGAAUUUCGAACCAGCGUUGCCAAGAGGCAUGAUGGAAGGUGUGUAGAGGAAGUUCCCCAGCUUGACUGCAGCAAGUACCCAACUUCCACGCUGAAGGAUGGCAGACAGCUGAUGGCCUGCACCAUGAUCUACGAUCCCGUCUGUGCUACUAACGGUGUCACUUAUGCCAGCGAGUGCACACUGUGUUCCCACAACCUGGAGCAUCGGACCAAUCUUGGCAAAAGAAAGAAUGGACGCUGUGAAGAGGAUGUUACAAAAGAUUUUUGCCGUGGCUUCACAGAAAUCUCUCCCAUCUGCACCAUGGAAUAUAUGCCCCACUGUGGCUCUGAUGGCAUAACAUACAGCAACAAAUGCACUUUCUGCAAUGCAUACCUGACGAGCAACAGGACUCUCAACCUCAUGAGCAGGUCCUCAUGCUAACUCUGCAGUGGAGUCCAGCACAGGAAGACAAACUGCCUUGCACAUGACUUUUCAUGGGCUGAUCUUCCCCAACAGCUUUCCUUCAGCUUGUUUUGUCUCCUUAAGCUCCUGAAACACGUUUUGGUCAAUAAACUCACUUGGCAACA
Molecule: messenger RNA, 3650 nt
Organism: Cygnus olor (mute swan)
Lineage: Eukaryota; Metazoa; Chordata; Aves; Anseriformes; Anatidae
Product: ovoinhibitor-like
Exons: 16
Coding region: 1945-3504 (519 amino acids)
Molecular function (GO): protein binding
Source: RefSeq, a predicted model, not a curated record